AUGAAUCAGUUGAAAUUUAUUAGAUCAAAGAGUACAACAAGAUCAAGUCCAUUAAAAAGAAUCCACUAAAAGUUAAGAUAAGUUUAAAAACCAGGAAAACUUAAUGUUAGUGUUGGAAAAAAUAGAUAAUCUUCUGAAAAUAAAGAACCAGUACAUAUAUCAACUCCUAAAGAAAAAGUCUAAAAAAUACUUCAAUUAUUAUCAAUACAUUAAAGAAAUAUUAAAAAAUCCUAUUUAGAAACUCCAGAAAGAACUUAAUCGUUUGUUCCUCUAUCGCAUGAAAGAAAGUUAUUCAACGAAUCUAUUAAACUCUAAGAUUCUGCUUAUGGAAUCUAUAUGAACAAUAUAUAUCAUAGAUAGACAUUAAAUGAUAAAAUGAUUAAUCUCUAGCCUAAAAUGGAAGAAAGUACAAUUACAGAAAAAUUAGACGCUUUCUAAUUGAAAUUAUUGAAAAUGAAUUCGUCUGAUCAAACUACUUUUGAUUAAUUAUCUCCAUCAGCUACAUUAUAUGGCAAUGCAGCUAUUUCAUAAUUCAAUUACAAAAAAGAAAUUUUACAAUAAAGCUAUUAAUUCAACCAAAAUCAUAACACAGAUCUAAAAUAAAAAAAAAAUUAAUAAAUUCUUAUUUAAAGUAACCCUCAAAGCAAAACUCACUCUAGAAAAAAUUCUAUUAAAACAUAAACUAAGGAAAAUGUUAAUAAUUUAGUUUCUAAUGAUUAAGUUAAUAAGAAAAAUGAUUCAAAUAGUAAUUAUGAUGAAAUAAUUUUGGAAAUAUACCCAUAAUUUUUGAAAUAAUGUCAAUAAAAUGCUAUCACAAAAAAAACUAUAGUUGAAUAAACUGAAGAGGAAGAACAUUUACCCACUAAAUUAAGUACUAAAUCUCCAUAAUAAUAAAAAGCUCAGCUCUAUAGUGAAUUAUUAACAGAUAAAUCCUUGGUAAUAGUAUCACCAAAAGUUGUCAGAGAUAUGGAAAUGUAAACUAGUUUUACUUAACCUAUGAAAAAAUCUCAGGAAACUGUUGGAAAAUAACAAACUAUAUAAACCUAAUUUGAUACUGUUAAUGCAUCUGUCUAAACAAAAUUAAAAAAAAAAAACCUUGGAUUAUUUCAAUACUAAUUUUCAUAUUUAUCACCUUAAAAUAACAACAAUCGUUAAGAUAUUGACUUAUUAUCUUUAGAGGAUUUCCAAUCAGAAAUUUUACAUCGAACUUAAAGUGAAUUUGAUAAAGAUUUUCAUCAUGGAGGUAAAAACAUGUUGGGAUAAGAAGUUAAAAGUCCAAAAAUUAAAGAUUUUAAUUUUCAUCCAUAAAUUAUGUAAAUAAAACAGUAAAAUUAAUAAUAAAAUGAUAGUAGGUAAAUAUUUAUAAUAACUAAUCAGAUCAUUUUUGUUAAGUCAAAAAAGCAAUUUGUAUUUAUCAAAAGAGUAAUUAUUAGAUCCAUAAGAUGAUAAUCAUCCCUAUUAUUUAUAAGCAGAUCCAAAAGAAAUUAAUUCCAAUUUCUAUUUAAAAUAAUACUAACCAGAAAAUUCAUCAUAAUAAAAUUCAAAAUAAAGUAGUGUAAAUUGCUCAAAAAAUAAAAUAGAAAAAGGUUCAUCAUUUUCUAGUACUUAAAAUUAUAAAGAUCAUUUAAAUAUAUUAAUAAAUUAAUCGUAAUAAUAAGGGAAUGUAAAAACAAGUUAAAAUUAUCCUUAUUUAAAUUAAAGCAAUUAAUAAAAAAAUAAAUAAAAAUACCCAAUUAGAACUACUUCAGUUAGUAAUAAAAAAACAAAGAAAAAAUAAAGCUGUAUAAGUACUAAAUAAUGA
This is a messenger RNA of Paramecium sonneborni, 1801 nucleotides long. Lineage: Eukaryota; Ciliophora; Oligohymenophorea; Peniculida; Parameciidae. The record is from the annotation of a GenBank genome assembly.